AUGUCUCCUCCCGCUGCUAUCUUCGAGCCCACCGUGGUCCCCACUGGCAUCAAGUCCAACGUGGUGGUCCCGGAGGCCGCUCCCGUCACUGGCUCGUCCCAGACCCAGCUGCUUGACCACUUCGCUGGCAAGUGGGACAACUUCAAGUUCGCUCCCAUCCGUGAGAGUCAGGUUUCGCGUGCUAUGACCAGACGCUACUUCCAGGAUCUGGACAAGUACGCUGAGAGUGACAUUGUCAUUGUGGGUGCUGGUUCCUGCGGUUUGAGCACCGCGUAUGUUCUGGCCAAGGCUCGCCCGGACCUGAAGAUUGCCAUUAUCGAGGCCAAUGUUUCCCCUGGUGGUGGUGCCUGGCUUGGUGGCCAGCUCUUCUCCGCCAUGGUCAUGCGUCGUCCCGCCGAGGUCUUCCUGAACGAGCUGGGCGUUCCCUACGAGGAAGACCUAGCGAACCCCAACUACGUUGUGGUCAAGCACGCCUCGCUGUUCACCUCGACCCUGUUGUCCAAGGUUCUCUCCUUCCCCAACGUCAAGCUCUUCAACGCCACCAGCGUGGAGGACCUGAUCACUCGCCCUGCUGCCAGCGGCGACCCCAAGGAAGUCCGCAUUGCCGGUGUGGUCACGAACUGGACCCUGGUCACACUCCACCACGACGACCACUCCUGCAUGGACCCUAACACCAUCAACGCUCCCGUGAUCAUCAGUACCACCGGCCACGACGGUCCUUUCGGUGCCUUCUCGGCCAAGAGACUCGUCUCCAUGAACAGCGUCGACAAGCUGGGCGGUAUGCGCGGCUUGGACAUGAACUCGGCCGAGGACGCCAUCGUCAAGAACACCCGUGAGGUCACCAAGGGUUUGAUCAUCGGUGGUAUGGAGCUGUCGGAGAUCGAUGGCUUCAACCGCAUGGGUCCUACUUUCGGUGCUAUGGUCCUGAGCGGUGUCAAGGCUGCCGAGGAGGCGCUGCAGAUCUUUGACGAGCGUAAGCGCGAGUGCGCUGAGUAA
Molecule: messenger RNA, 996 nt
Organism: Aspergillus niger
Lineage: Eukaryota; Fungi; Ascomycota; Eurotiomycetes; Eurotiales; Aspergillaceae
Exons: 2
Coding region: 1-996 (331 amino acids)
Biological process (GO): thiamine biosynthetic process
Source: RefSeq, a predicted model, not a curated record